Electrophorus electricus (electric eel) is the source of this 11362-nucleotide messenger RNA. RefSeq lists its product as uncharacterized. The record is from RefSeq and is a predicted model, not a curated record. Lineage: Eukaryota; Metazoa; Chordata; Actinopteri; Gymnotiformes; Gymnotidae.
GAGUUUUCAUGUUUUGCAGAGCGUUAGUGGAUUUAAUUAAUUAUUUUUUAAAAAUCAAGAAACUGGUUAGUUGCUGAUUGAGGACGGUGGAGAAGCUGCAAAUUGUGUGAUCUUGCACAUGCAGGAGUGAGAUCCAGAUAUGAGCAAAAUGUUCGCCUGCCAGAACUGUGAUCAACAAUAUGAGAAAAUCAAAGACUUCAAAAUGCAUGUUCGGAGCUACAGCCAUAAGAAGGUAGUUGCAGACUGCUUUAAUACAGCUUUACAUUGUGGACCAGUUUUCUUUCCCAUUUGUGUUGUUCUGGACUACUUGAAAAACCCAAAAGAAAGGCACCCACUCAUUGGCCUGGACAUGGUGACUUUGUUUAUUACUCCACAGAAAUGUGGUUCUUUCUACCUGUGCCAUGUUUGUGAGCAGCAAUUGAGCGCUGUUGAUAUUGUGCACCAUUUGUGCUCUGAAAAGCAUUACUUCAAGUAUUUGUCAUACAGUAAUCCUGAACUGCUGUGCUUUGCCUGGUUGGAGGAUUCCUUUUCUUAUCUUGAAUACAGUGUGAUGGAAGAGAACAGCAUCAAUGGCUCUGGUACCCUACGGAUUUUUGAACUGCCUGGGGUGAUGCUGAGGAGGGGUAAAAGAGGGUCUUAUCAUCAAGUCAUGGGAAUGUUAUCUGAAACAGAACAUCUGGUAGAACAAGUUGUAGUGGGCAGACCGCUGAGGAAAACCCUCCAGGCAUAUAUCAAAGACCCUGCCAGAACCAACCCUUUGCUUGGCUUGAACUUCCUGCUUGAGUAUUCUUGUCCUGAGGAUGAGCAGCAUUGUGGGUAUCUCUGCCUUCUUUGCCAAAAGAAACUUCAAGCCACCGAAAGCAUUUCCCACUGCAUCAGUUUUCAUCAUGUUUGCUGCUACCUGGAAGCAGCUCACCCAGCUAUGAUGGACUAUAUUAAGAACAGUUACACUUCCUCCUCUUUUGACUACCAUAAGAGGAUCGUUUCCUUGGCCACUCGGGCACAAAAAGACAGUCCUCCUGGGGAAUUGCAGUGUGUACAUGUGGAUCUGUCGGGCUUUAAGGACAUUGACUCCUCUUGUUAUGAAACUGCUCUAGACAAGCUGCAGCUCAUAAGGAAAGAAAGAAACCGAAGUGAAAUGAUGGCGGCGGCGGCGGCUGCUGCUGCUGCACCAGGAGACCGAAUCUUGUUUGAUCCAGAAACCCAAAAGUCAGACUUGGCAACCACAGACAGCCCAGCUGAACGGACUACAGAGAAGGCACAUGAAGUGCAUUCUGUUGGACAAGAUAAAGAUGAUCUGUCAUCAUGCAGGAUUUUAUGCGUGGAAUGUGACGAGGCUUUAACCUCCAUUGAACAUUACAAGAUGCAUAUUGAAGGAAGGGAACACAAUCAGAGACUUGUCGAGCUGUUUGGCAAAGGAGGUCACCCUCAUAAACGUGGUGGUGGUCUCUCGGACUUAGGAGUCCUCUCGGUGAUUAAACUGUACAAAUAUAUGUCAUGUAGACAUGGAAGGACAUCACCAUCCCCGCUAAUAGGUCUACAACUGCUCACUGUGUUUGUAGACAGGCACAGUCAGUGUUUUAACCCACCCAUCUAUCUGUGCCAUGCGUGUGAGCUCAACAUCCCAGUAUCCUCUGUCUGUGCCCAUCUUUCCUCUCUGCAACACUAUUUCAGUGUCUUUAAAUACACAAAUCCAGACCUUGUGUACCUUGUUUCUCAAAAUUUGGACCACAUGAGAGAGCUUGCGCAAGAAGCAGGUAUGAGCCAGGGAAAGGACAAGAAGGUACUGCAGGUGUGUGAGAUACCAGGUCAGCUGAGUCAGGAGAUAAGGAACAUGGCAUACAAGAAAAUUUUGGCAGUAAUUCAGAUGCAUUCUUCUAAACUGAGACAAUGUGUUGAAGUUCAGAGGCCUGUGACAUUACUGGUUUACUCCAAAAGCUGUGACAGGAAGUCUCCUCUGCUUGGUCUGCAGUUCAUGGUGAAGUACAGCACAGCACAACCUGAUCCCAAAUGUGGUUAUCUUUGUUUACUGUGUGAAAGCAAAUUUCCAGAAAGGGAUGCCACAGCCCAUGUUUUGACUUUUGCACAUGUGCUUGCCUACCUUAAUGUAGCCCACCCUGGUUCCUUGAGCAAGGAGGAUAUUGAGAAGAGGUCACUGAUCACAGAUCUGGCAGAGCAGGCUCAGAGAGUCAGUUCUGGGGCUUUGCAGGAAGUGGAACUGAACUAUGUGAAAUUUUGUGAAGUUGAGAUAAGCACCUUUAAAACUGCUAUGAAUACUCUACAGUUGAUCUUUAAGGAAAAAGGCCUGGGAGAAUUAAAGCCUUCUGUUGCUCCAGGUGACAAACUGGUCCCCAGUUAUGAGAAGAAUUCCCAGAAUAAUUCUUCAGAGUCUGUUAAAGAAGAAAUUGAUCCUACAUCAUAUCACACGGAUCAGAUCAAGCUUGAUGCAAUAUAUACAGAAGCUAGCAAGAUGGCUAAAAAAACAGAUUCACAAUCGGCCAGCCUUGUACCAAAACAUGUAGAGUCACCAAAAGAAAAAAAUUCUGCAAAUUCAGACUGUGCCAUUGAACAUCCUGUUAAAUCUUCAGUGCAAGCCGCAGCACAGUUAAGCCUAACUUCAGCGUCCUCACCACUUCCUGCAUCACACACACAAAAGGACAAGUAUCUUAACCAAGCAGUGCAUCCCUGCCCCAACCCAACAGAAGCUGAAGAAUUAUGCCCAAUGUUGAAACAUCCUCAACAUCAAGACAUGAGCUUUACUCAAAAGCAGAGCCAAAAACUGGCACAAGAAACAGGGGAAUCUUCACAAUCUCCUGCUCAUGUGAAGAACGAGACACAGACAGUUUCUCAGACCUCACCUACUUGUACUGAACUCUGGGACUACCUGAGGACAACCAACAGGGAACCGGUCAUAGGUUUGAGUUCUGUAACUGAGUGUCACACUGAGGACCAGCCACCAUGCUAUAUGUGUAUGACAUGCACGGAAAGAUUUCCAGAGAACUCCAUUAUAAAACAUCUGACCAGUCGGGAUCACCAACAUAUGUAUCUGAAAUCUAUAGACUAUGUUUCUCUGCGGGGUAAAAAAAAAGUGGAGGCAAAAUGGCUAAGAACUCAAGCCAUUAUGCUGGAGAGGAGUCAAGGAUAUGGAGAAGCACAGGUACUUGAUUUGGAGGCCGAAGAUUACCAUCAGAUUCUUAAUGCUCCCAUUCUAACUGCUUUGGGAAAACUCAGAGACUCUCUAUGUAAACUGAUAUCAAAUGAUGACAGAAAUAUACUGGCAGCUUCUUCAAUGAAUGAUUACAAAUGUGACGGGAGUCAUGGAUCCAAAGUGCUCAAAGUAAUUGAGAGAACUGAAGAAAAGGAUACACAAGAUCUGCUAAGAGGCAUUGUGAAGGCAGAAUACUCCAAAUCUGAUACAGCCCUUACGAAACAGCCCUUACAAAACCUGAUAAACCCCUUGCCAUUUUCUAAAGAUCCCACACAAAGUUCACCUCAUUUAUGGUCUUACCUCACUAGUCCCACCCGAACAGAGCCGGUUAUUGGAUUGAGCAUGAUCACUGAGUACCGCACUUCCACUCAUCAGAACUCUUUCUUGUGCUCAUGCUGCAAAGUAAUCCUCUCUACUACAAGUUACAUGACCCAUCUGAUCAAUCCCAGGCACCGCUUCAACUACAUUAAAAAUAAGCACUCUAAGCUUGUCGCAUCAUGGGGAGAUAAGAUCAAGUUGACUUGCAAAAUUGCAGACCUCCGAGAGAAGGCAAAGUUUCUGCAGGACAAGGAAGGCUGGGGAUGCAUUAAGGUGGUGGAAAAGGAAUCUUCAAAAAAGAAGGAGAAGGAGGAAAGAAAAGCUAAGGAACUAGAGCCCUCUCAAAUCACCAUGAAAUCAGCAUCCACAAAGCAGCAGGACCAAAAGAGGCUAAAUCUCACAAAACAUCUGAAAAAGAAGAAAAAGACCAAGCCCAGUGCCAUGAUUGGAUUGAAUUUUGUCACAUGUGUGAGUCAUGGCAAAAAGAAACUGUUGUUUUGUGAACUGUGCUCAGUCAGAUGUCAUUUGGACCAUUUGUGUAGUGUGGCCCAUAGGAAAAUCUAUCUGGAACAUAAGUAUCCUGGAUGGACUGCAAAUGGUGAAAACGUGGAAAAGAAACUGCAUAAGAUAGCUUUGCGUUUAGCAGCAGUGGAGAGAACCACAGGGAUUGGAAUGAAGAAACUUGAUGUCAGUGCCAAGGUGUUUACAGAUUUAAGAACUGCGCCACUCUGCACAGCUCUGUCCAAUUUGCAACUGCUGCAGACAAAUUCAGAUACUAGUUUGAUGCUAAGUGCAAGUCCUUCCUCUCUCCAGACCAAUCCUGACACAAUCUCAGAUCAUACAAAUGAUGAUGUCCAUUCUUAUCCCAUGUGUCCUGUGGAUCCCGCCUCUGUUUCUGCCUCAUCCUGUCCCAGUUUAUCUUCUCUUUCUAUAUCUUUACACAAUCCCUGUGACCCCUCUUCCCCACUCACACCCACUGCCGACCUUCAUGUACCUGAUCGUUCAUAUAGCCCAAUUUCGCCUGCUCCACCACCCUCUUACAGUCCAACCUCCUUACCUCUGUCAUCUCCCAUCCCUGGCCCACCUCCUCUUUCCUCUCAGCCUGAGGCUCCCUUACAGUACCAGUCUGCCCCUCCAGUCCUGUAUGCCCCCCCCAUCUUUCUUCCACCUGCAUGUGCCUGCCAGGACUCACCUCAUGUUGGUCUUCCUCAUUCAACUACCCCUCCAAUUUCUGUAAACCCAACUGCUUCUCUGUCCACCCACUCUGCUGCUUCUCCACUGUUUCACGUUACAUCUGAUUCUAACUGCACUACUCCAGCUCUCUCAGUCCCUACUGCUUCUGAACUUGAACCACCUCCUGCUCAUCACGCCUCUCUCCUGGCAAAACCACAGUCUUCAGGUGCUCAGUGGAAAAGUGGAGACAGAUCACAGCUUGAGUGCCGACAGUCUAUCCUGGGAGAGGAGAGCAGGCCCCCAGCCAUUACACCACCCCACACAUACAGCUUUCCAAACCUGCCCACAGUGGCAGGACAAAGCAUUGUCUCUGCAUUUCUUAGUGUUUCAAACACAGAGCCUGUUAUAGGUCUGUGUAACAUAUUGGAAUGCCGAAAAAUCCCUCAGGCGACUUUUUUUCUGUGUCUGAACUGUGCUGAACGUAUUAAUAGGGUGGAUAUUUGUGACCAUAUGACAAGUGAGAGGCACCAGUACCAUUCCAUUAGAAUUCAGUAUCCCGAGAUAUUCCAGGAAUGGCAGUGGAAGACCAUCUGUAACCUGAUGAUUCGAGACUUGGCUGGGAGACUUGCAUUGCUGGAGAAACACUUUGAUGCUAAGGUCAUCAUGUUGAAUGAAAAGCAGUAUGAGCACCUGUAUUCUGCAGACUUUGAUAAUGCAAUAAAAUUACUACAGCAGAUGUAUGGACGAGAGCAGAGCCUGUACUCCCUGGCACCGUGUUAUACAGUCCAGGAUCAGAGAAACAUGGAAAUCUAUGAUGCAAGGGUACCACAAAAUCAUGUUGAGAUUGACAGAGAAGUCCAUGGACAUCAGCCCCAACAAAGCUGCAGCCUCAGUCCAAGCCAAACAAAACAAAGCAGUCUUCACACCAUCCAAGUUCCAAAGAGAGCUUUGGAUAGAAUGCAGUGUAACUUCAGAAAAAGCAAGAUGGCCUGCAUCCCCACUAUGGAUGAGCUGCAGGCCAGUGAGAACCCUCAGGAAGCAGACACUCAGGCUGAGGCACCAUAUACCUUGCACCAGUUUAUAGCACAGACAGGUUUGACAGCAAAGUCUGACGGCAAAGAAUGUGGGCUUCACCCUCCUGAUUCACAUAGAGAAAGGAAAACGUCUGGUUGUGCAAAUUCCUUACAAGCUCAGUAUACUGCCAGGGAGUUGCAACCUGCAGCACCUGAACAUGCCUUUCCUUGCAUAACUACAAUCAAACAGGAGAAACCUGACCAGGUUUCUCAUGAGAAAUGUUUCAUUGGACCUCACAGUCUGGAAACUCUAAGUUCUCAUCAAUCUACAAUGAUUGUUUUCAAGCACUCAACUGACCUGAAGGAAUAUGUGAACAGCAAGAGAGCAACAUCAGAUGCUGUGGUUGGGCUGAGCUCAGUGAUUGAGUGUGUAAGUGAGGGUCAGCCUCCACUUUACUUCUGUGUAUCCUGCUCCAGCAAACUCGACCAUGACCUCAUCAUCAACCACCUAGUGAAGUGUGGCCACCGAAAUAGUUACUUGAGAGCUCGGUACCCCUGGCUGUUUGAGGAAUGGUUUGAUUCUGAUAUUAGAACUCAAUCUCGGAAACUCAUGUGGUAUGCUCACACCGUGGAAACAUACUAUGAGGAUGAACCAGGUCAGCUACAGGAGGUGAAAAUGAAAUAUGCUGACUUAAAAGUAAUAAAAGACAUGUCGUUUGAUAAAGCUAUUAUACAGUUACAGAAAAUCAGAAAGAAGCAGAAAUUAUGUGCUCUCCAAACCUGCAUUUCACCCAAGAUCAGAAUAGAUUUGGUAAAACAGGAGAAAGUUGAAACGGAAGUGACAGCACAACAUUCACAAGAGCUACUUGAUUUUCCUGUUUCACAGGAUCGAAGGACGGCUUCAAAACACAAAGAUACUAAACCAGAUUUAUUUAAUUGGUCUCCACCACUAGUUAAACGACUCAAAAUUUCAAGUGACAUCCAGUCAAGAGUAACGUUCGAACAAAAGGUGGUUGAAGAAAGUGCUAUUAGACUCAGAAACAAAGACUUGUUUCCUGGCUACAAAUCCACAAAAUCAAACCAACUCACUCAGAAAUCAGAACAAACCAAAUCACUGGCUAAAACCAAACCUGUAAAUUCAAUCCUAUUCUCUUCCAAAGAUAACCUUAAUCUAUCAGACCCUCAAUUGACAGCUCACAUAUCAGACUUCCACUCUGGCAAACUUAAACAGGAUAUAUCUUCCAGCCACAGCAAAAGCACACAAGGGCUGUCAAAGAUCACCCUUGCUGAAGAAUCAACUGGUCAUUACACUUCCAAAAAGGUUGACGAACAAAUGCAUAAUCUAAUGACUACAACAAAAGCUCCUAAACUCAAAAUGGCAGAUAUCCAUACAAGUGUUUAUAAAUCAGACACUAGACCUAUAGGCACACUCAGUGCAGCCAAGCUCCAGAAAACAACUGAAGAAUCCAAGGCUUCUACCAUAAAUGAUGUGACCUCACCCAAAGAAAAGCAAGUUAUCACAAAAUCCCUUAUUAACCCAGUAACAAAAACUGACAAAGAAACCCUUCGAUGUUAUUCCUUCACAACAAGCCAUAUGAAACCGUCCUCUUCCAUAGAAAUUAGCAGUGUUCCUUCAGAAUUCCCAGUAAAGAAAAUCAGGGGCUCAGACAAUGUCACAUACAGUCUUUCUCAAGUCCAGAAAGAGGCUUCCAUUUUGCGUACAGUUAAUUCAGAUCAAUUGCUGCCAUCCCAUUGUGUACCGUUGCCAUCAAAGGAACCUAGUAUAUUUUUGCGUGAAAAUAGCACUGCGAGCCCAGCCACUAAAAACCCUUCAAGUUUCUCAAGAGGUUUAGAUCAUUGUUCCCAGACUUCAUCUGAGCUUUUGGGCAAAACUUUAUGUAAAGCUGAGGACAGUGUUGUUGAAAACAGUCAAGGGCAUGGACUGUCUUCCAUCUCGACACCCCAGCAAAAAAAAUACCCUGACAAUACUGGCACCAUAAGUGCUCCUUCUGUGGAGGUACAGGGGUUGGAAAUUGCUCGACUGCCCGAUACGAGACCCUUGGUGAAAAAGAGAUCAAAUGAAAAUGCCUGGAAUUAUGAAAACCGGCAGUUUAACUCUGAAACACAUGCUACAUUUAAUACAAGCAUAUUGGCUAACUCCUCUGGUGAAACUGUGGCCAUGAAGGGGCAAUAUCGCUUGCUGUCACAGCAGAACUCCAGUAACAAACAAAAUCCUGAUUUUGACUGGAAAAUUUCUGCUAAUGGUUGGGACAGCUCAGCCUAUAUUUGCACAGAAAAUGGCUUUAAUCCAUCUGCAACCUCCACCAUGUCAUACCCCAUUCAGAAAAAUGGUGCUAAUACCAAUUUUAUGAUUUCAGAAUGUGGCCCAGCUGCCCCAGGCAUCAGUCCUGCGAUACAAGAAUAUGCAAUGCCUUCUGAGUUUUCACAAUCUAUCCCUGCUUAUGCAUCCGUACCAGUUUAUCAGACUCCACCAGUUUACCAAUCCUUUCAGAACUCAAAAAUAGAUGAUGCCUACUAUCGUUUCUAUGCUUACAAUCAGGCAUUUCACCCUAACCAGACAGUACCAGUUAAUGAAAAUGUCCCUCCCAGUGCUUCUGCACAUGGAUAUGAAGGGGUUCUUUACCCUCCAUCUGGGUGGCAACAAAGUCAGUCCCUUUUAAAUUUCCAAAAGCCAUCUUGAGAGAUUAUAGAAAAGCAGGAAUUCAAUGAUAAAGAAGAAGAAUGGGAGACGGAAAUAUUACACCAUGGGGGAUCAUAAACAUGAAGCCUUAUUAUUCUUUCCUACUUGAUCUAAAAAAUUUUCGGCUGUUGUAGUUCAAUGGAAUUUGCUACAUUUAUUUCUGCAGCACGAAACUGAAUCUGGGAUUUGUUUGACCAAACACAUGACCCUUCAUCUUGUGUCUUAUAAGAACAGGCUUACUUUUGUUAUGUAUAUAUUUUUUUAAGUAGUUUUACUGUCAGAGUUAAUGUACAAUAUUUCAGACUGAAAUCUUUCAUUUGUGAUUUAGUACUUUUGGGAAAUGGAUGUUUUGGGGUUUUUUUUCCCCAAUGUGACAGUAAAGAUCUGACUUAUUUCAGAUGUUUUAAUUCAUAGAUCUUUACAUAAAAAAAAACUUGUCUUGUACGUGUUUUCAAUCUCAAAUUACAGAAGUGUAUCCCCACACAUACAUUAAAGGCAGUUUUUGUAAUAUGUUUUAAGAUGUCUUUUGAUGCAACAACACAAUCCACAGAAAAGAGUCAAACUGUCAGUGAUGAGUUUGUUUUUAAAUUUUGCAUUUAGAGCUGCUUUUUUUAUUUUAUUAUUAUUUUUUUUAUUAUUAAUAUCAAAGACGUAUUUUUAAAAAAUGUUUUCAUGGUCCUGCAUCAUUGUCAUAGUAACACUGAGAUGUCCUACAACUAAGAACAUCAAACAGUAAUUUGCUGGUGAACCUUUAAACACUGAACCUUAAAAAGCUGAAAGGCAGGGAGAGGUUUUAUUUACAAUAGCACAAAGUACUAAAAUUCCCUCCCCAAGCAUCUGAGAGCUGUUGAUACACCUGUCAGAGUAUUCAAACAUUUGUUUAAUAUUGCUUUUACUAUGGUUUUAUUGCUUUAUUCAUGAGUUCUGUGUGGGGAACCAUGCACUGGGAUGUAUCUAGUCUGAUGAGCUCAAUCUCAUGAUUCUAGCCAGUUACACAAAAAACACAAAAAGUGGGGAAAAAAACCUUUCAGUUAACAGGUGGGUAAUUGAUGUACUCAUCUGGCCAAUGUUUUUACAAAUGUUUCCUCACUGUCCCUCUAUCAUUUUUGUUCAAAACAGCAAAGAAAUUAUAUAUUGAAAUAAAUGGACACUUGUGACUUACCAAGCAAUUUUGACCAAAUUACCUUUAUUUCUUGAUGAGGUGAAGUUCCAGACAUUACACCUUUUAUAAAUGACCACAAUAAGUUUGAGGUUCCCUUCUUUUAAAAAUGUGUGAGAUUAAUAUAAUGGUAACAGAAUUUGUUGUAUGUUUUUACUUAAUACACUUGGUAAUACCCUUCCAAUGUCAGGUUUAAACUGAUCUGUCCUAUCCCAAAGACUGAACGCAUCCUGUUGUUCCUCUUCAUGUUCUCAACGACAACCUUUUAAAGAAGGUAUAUACCAAAUUCAUAGAUGAAAUGCUGCAUAACUUAAUACAAUUUAGGUGUCACAUAGAGAUUAGGGAUAUCUCUUAUACAUACACUGUGAUAAAAGUCUAACUGCCAUAGUUGCAUUUUUGUGUGUGUAACGGUUUUAGUGUGGUCUUGCUGCAUUUUUGUGUGAAUAUACCUCAAUAUAGUAAACAUAUUACAAAUGUAAACAUUAAUAUAAACUCAUUUGCCUUUUGUUGUGGGAUUGCAUAAACUGAGUGAAUGGUAAGAUUAAAUAAAUAGAGAAUAAUCUAUAAAAUAGAAUAGGAUUAAAUCUUGAAUUAACAAAAUAAUUUCUGUAUGUACAGACAUAAUUACUGAAUAACAGGAAACGCCUUGGAUGUGCAUAUGUGCGAUUGUGCAAGAAGACGUGUACGUGACAGUUAGACGGAGGCGAGGGCUGAAAUGGAAAAGUACUAAGCAGAAGUGGCACAGGACGAGAGAAACUAAAUGUGUGUGUCGCGAAGUUAUGUUUUGGAUAUCACUCGCACUGUGAUGUGAAGUGACAUCUCCAGAGCUCUGCAUUAAUAAAAGGCUACAAGGGACAGCCUUCUCACCCCUGCUGCUGAACAAUUUUCUGCCUUCUCUCUCACCCAAUGUUACAUGCCAGGUCAAUACGACCAGUCUGGAAGGCGCAGACGUCUCGGUGGAGAAGGCAGACCGGCGGGAGUUCAUCGACCUGCUGAACAAGAUGCUCACGCUAGACACUGACAAACGGAUCACACCGAUGAAGACCCUAAAGCACCCAUUUGUCACCAUGACCCACCUCCUCCAGUUCCCUCAAAGUGCCCAUGUGAAAUCUUGCUUCCAGAAAAUGGAGCUCUGCAGUCGGCAGUGCACAGGGUUUGAUGGCAGCAAGAGCCUAUUUGGCAGCGGGGGUGGGUCUGGGGGUGGGGCCAGCAUGACUGCCAACCUCAAUGACACCUUCAGCAACCAGCUUGCCCAGCACAGCCAGGUGGGACAACCGGCACAGCAGGGCGGGUUCAAGAGGUCAAAGAUUGCCAAGCAGAGAGCCGGGCUAGGCCUAUGUCCUCCCCUGUGCACGGCAUGGGCGACAAGUCGGAGUCCAUUUUCACCUCUGACAUGCUCAGCCCAACUAUGAGCAUCAUCAUCUCCAGCGACUCGGAGGACAAUGCCAAGGUCCAGCAUGCCAGCUGUGGUGGGCGAACAUCAUGAGCUGUGUGACUGCGCAGGACUCUGACUUGUCCACAUACAUCCCGCUCAGCCCCAAGCAUCUGCCCAACUUUGUGUAGAGUGCCACCAACUUGCCCAAGUUAAAUUUUAUUUAUUUAUUUUACUUUGAAUAAAACUUUUGAAUUGAAAUCACUGACCUUGUCAUGCCUCUCCAUGGGUGGCCCCAUUUUUAUCCUUUUUUUUUUUUUUUUUUAAGUGCUACAAUUGGCCUCAGUUUAUUUAUUUUAAACAUAUUCGAUGUGAGUCCUUGACCAGCAUGUCAAUAAAGCUUCACCCAGUUGCUCUU